AUGGCCUCCCGCUCAAGAUUGAUGCCGAUUGUCCAAUCGGCGCGACGACCGGCAGUGCAACACAUCCCCCGCCCGGUCAAUCUCAAGGUUGUUGCUUCAGCCGUUGCUUCGGCCCGCCAGGAGAACUCACACUGCCUCAAUCUCACCCAGUCAGGCGCAAGGCACCUGAGCUCGACCCCCGUGCGGUGUGCCGCGGGUGCCAUUAAGCUCACCUCGGAGGCCUACCCGAAUGUCAAGAGGGAUGAGCGGUUCGCGCGAGUGACGCCCGAAGACGUCGCCUUUUUCAAAGGUGUACUAGGCAGCGGGUCAGCCGUCCUCGAUGGUGUCACCUCGGAUGCAGCCGAUGACAUCGCGCCCUUCAACGAGGACUGGAUGCGAAAGUACCGUGGUCAGAGCCGACUUGUUCUCCGACCUCAGACAACUGAUCAAGUCAGCCGGAUCCUCAAGUACUGCAACGACAAGAAGCUUGCCGUCGUGCCCCAGGGAGGCAACACCGGCCUUGUCGGGGGUUCAGUUCCAGUCUUCGACGAGAUUGUGCUUAGCCUCGGUCGUAUGAACAACAUUAUCUCGUUUGAUGAAGUCAGCGGUGUGCUCGUUAUGGACGCCGGUGUUAUCCUCGAGGUUGCUGAUCAGUACCUUGCUGAGAGGGGACACAUCUACCCUCUCGACCUCGGCUCCAAGGGCUCCUGUCACGUUGGUGGUAACCUUGCCACCAAUGCUGGUGGCCUUCGUCUCCUCCGAUAUGGAAAUCUGCACGGCACCGUUCUCGGCAUCGAGGCCGUGCUCCCUGAUGGCACCGUCGUAGAUGAGCUCUCGACCUUACGCAAGAACAACACCGGGUAUGACCUGAAGCAGCUCUUCAUCGGUGCCGAAGGUACCAUCGGGGUCAUCACCAAGGUUGCUAUCCAGUGCCCUCAGAGGCCAAAAGCCGUCAACGUUGCCUACUUCGGACUCGAGUCGUUCGAACACGCGCGCCGUGCCUUCCGUGAGGCCAAGUCUCAACUUUCCGAGAUUCUAUCUGCCUUCGAGCUUAUGGACGGUCGAAGCCAGCAAGUGGUGCAGCAUUUUACGGGAAACACCAACCCUCUCGAUGGCGAUCAUCCAUUUUACGUCCUCGUGGAGACUAGUGGAUCAAAUGGCGAGCACGACUAUGCCAAGCUCGAGGCCUUCCUUGAGGACGUCAUGGGCAAGGAGAUCGUCCAAGACGGCGUUGUCGCCCAGGAUGAGACGCAAGUUCAAACGCUUUGGAAGUGGCGUGAGGGCGUCCCAGAGGCCCUCGCCAUGGUCGGCGGCGUGUACAAGUAUGACGUCUCGAUUCCUCUUGAGGAAAUGUACAAGCUAGUCGAAGACACAAAGGCUAGGGCUGAGGAAGCCGGUCUCCUCUUCGAGGACCUCACACAGACCGAACCGAAUGCUGAGCAUCCUAUCCUCGCCGUCGUGGGCUAUGGUCAUAUGGGAGACUCGAACCUGCACCUCAACGUCUCCACGAGAACGUACGACAAGCGCGUGGAAAAACUCCUUGAGCCGUUUGUAUACGAAUGGGUUCAGAAGCGCAAGGGUAGCAUCAGCGCUGAGCACGGCCUCGGAAUCGCUAAGAAGAAUUACAUCGGCUACAGUAGGAGUGAUACCAUGGUAAACUUGAUGAGGCAGAUUAAGAAUCUUUAUGAUCCGAAUGGCAUCAUGAACCCCUACAAGUACAUCUAG
This is a messenger RNA of Scedosporium apiospermum, 1704 nucleotides long. RefSeq names its product putative D-lactate dehydrogenase. Lineage: Eukaryota; Fungi; Ascomycota; Sordariomycetes; Microascales; Microascaceae. The transcript is spliced from 2 exons. Bases 1 to 1704 code for a protein of 567 amino acids. The record is from RefSeq and is a predicted model, not a curated record. Gene Ontology annotation, cellular component: mitochondrion. Gene Ontology annotation, molecular function: FAD binding; catalytic activity.